AUGGAGUCCAGCGAGGCGCCUGUUGUGCUGAUGCUCGGCCUCCCCGAAGGCGCAUUGGGAGGCAUUGACUUGUUGUCUUUCACGACCACUCCCCGUUUUCGCGGGGUCAAAGGCAUAUCAACCGGCCUUCACUUUGCCUUUGCCAGUCCGACGACGGCCUUCUCCGAGCGGCAUGGAAUCUGGUUUGAUAUCACGAACAAUGGCAAUCCUCCGGAUGUCAUCGUCACACAAUGGGACGCAGCGUCCGAGGCCCUCGUUCGGAUCACCGAUGAGACAGAGAUUCUACGGCAACGAGCCAACCUGGGAAGCAUAUGGAAUGGCCUGACACCCUACAGACAAGAAGUUGCCAAAACUGAAGGGGACGAUGUCGAAGUGAGCUCCGACUGGUCUACCCUAACCGCCUCCAUCACCCCUACCCUACUUUCCCGACUCCUCGGAAACGGCGCCGACUGGAAAGUCAGCUCUGCAAACUCCUCGCGCCGCGACCUCGAAGACAUCCCCGGUCUUGUAGACCAAGACCUCGACCUGCAACCCGGAGAAGAACUGCACUUCCUCCCCAUCGACCUCAAGCAAACCUGGCGCGAAGGAGCUACCGGUCGCGAGCGAACAGACGCCGCUCAAGACCGCUCUUGGGCGCUCAACAACCUCACCCACAAUCCCCUCGAGAUCAUCGGCGAGCUGCAAUUCUGCUUCCUCAUGAUCCUAACCAUCAACAAUUUCUCCUGCCUCGAGCAAUGGAAGCGGCUUCUGACCCUGCUUUUCACCUGCAAGUCAGCCGUGGCAGAGCAGCCGGAUCUCUUCAUCGCAGCCAUUGCCGCACUUCGAAUUCAGCUGCAGCAUUGCAAGGAUGCGGAAGGUGGAUUAAUCGAUCUUGCGGAUGAGGGGGGCUCGUUGUUGAAGAGUCUGCUCGUGCGCUUCCGGAAAGGCCUGACUGGGCUCGACGCAAUCGAUGUCCAGGAUGUGGUGGACGAGCUGGAUGAUUUGGAGGAGUAUUUGAAGCAAGAGUAUGGGUGGCAGUUUGGCGGGAGCUUUGCCAAGACGGGUCUGCUGGAGCUGGAGGAUGGGGAACAGGUUCGGAUGGACACGACGGCCUUCGAUGAGGAUGAUGAAACGGGGGAGUUUGCACCGCAGGUAGUUGACCUUACGCCCGAGCAGGCCAAGUUGCUUGGGGUGCAGGAUGAAGUCGAUCUGCCUCAGACCUUGACACGAACAUCCGACGAGUCAGAAGACAAUCAAGAUCUGGAGGAUAUGGAUUCUCGCUACUAA
Neohortaea acidophila is the source of this 1266-nucleotide messenger RNA. Its product is annotated as AAR2 protein-domain-containing protein. NCBI's taxonomy places the organism in Eukaryota, Fungi, Ascomycota, Dothideomycetes, Mycosphaerellales, Teratosphaeriaceae. The coding region runs from base 1 to 1266 and encodes 421 amino acids. The transcript has 2 exons. The record is from RefSeq and is a predicted model, not a curated record. Gene Ontology annotation, biological process: spliceosomal tri-snRNP complex assembly.